This is a messenger RNA of Aspergillus chevalieri, 4563 nucleotides long. RefSeq names its product FG-nucleoporin NUP159. Gene Ontology annotation, molecular function: structural constituent of nuclear pore; protein binding. The coding region runs from base 1 to 4563 and encodes 1520 amino acids. Gene Ontology annotation, cellular component: nuclear pore. The record is from RefSeq and is a predicted model, not a curated record. The transcript has 3 exons. Lineage: Eukaryota; Fungi; Ascomycota; Eurotiomycetes; Eurotiales; Aspergillaceae. Gene Ontology annotation, biological process: protein import into nucleus; RNA export from nucleus.
AUGACGUUCAACCCUAGCGGAAACAUCGAGCUGGGCUCGGAGCUGUCAGAUGUCUUUACGGAUGAUGUCGGUUUCAAAGGCGUCUCUGGUGAUAGCAACGUUCAGCUCCUCCCAACUCCUUGGCCUUCCGAUGCCCUUCCGGCCCCUUUCUGCUCGCUUUUAGCUAUCGCAUCCACGAAAGGCGUUGUAGUUGGUGCUGGCCCGGAUUCGCUCGCCGUAGCUAGCUCCGAAUCCGUGCGAAAGGCUAUUUCCGCCCCGACCGGAGAAGAAAAGAUCAAGACCAAACAGUUCCAACCGCAGUUCACGAUCCCUUUGCCGGGGCGACCUACACAUGUAGCCUUCGCAUCAGGUGACAGUGCCCUGGUGUUGACGACGGAAAAUGGAGCACAAUUGUCAGUUUUCGAGACGUCGGGUUUAUUGCAAGGGAAUGCGCAACCGGCCUUGUCUGUCCCGACGAACGGCGCCACCUUCCGGGCCGUUGUGCCUAACCCCAGCCCGGCCGGUGACGCCCACUCGACGCUUGUUGCUCUCGUCACUGUGAAUGGUGAGCUUCUUAUGGCGGACCUGAAAGGGGGUAAUCUUGUUGCGGGGCCUAAUGGUCCGGUUCUGAAGAAUGGGGUCAGUUCGGUUUGCUGGAGUAAUAAGGGCAAGCAGCUGGUUGCCGGCCUUGCGGACGGGACUGGAUAUCAGAUGGCCCCGGAUGGUGCGCAGAAGGAUGUUAUCCCGCGUCCUCCUGACCUCGAAGGGGAAUGCCACAUUUCUUCUAUCGCAUGGCUUGAAAACGACAUCUUUUUAAUGGUCUACACACCUAAUGCAGCCGAAGAUGAUAUGGGGCAGAACCCACCAUCAUCUUACUAUAUCAUCACACGACGGAAGCAAGGUCCAUUCUUGAUUCAGAAAAUGCCGGAGUUAUGCGGACCCUUUGGUUUUAAGCGCACGCCGGCCUACCAGUUCAUUGCACGCCUGAGAGAUUACAAACCACACCUGAAAGAUGUCCUUGUCAUCUCUUCUACUGCGUCUACCGACGUGGGUCUUAUUACCCGGGCUGACAAGGCGUUGUCGAACGAUGAAUCUGCCCAGGGUACCGUGAACCUUUUUACGACUACCGAAGUUAGCGAUGAUGUAAAGCGAGCAUCCCUUCCGUUGAAAGAUUCUGUUGAGGAAACCUCGGUGAUCGGUUUGGGUAUUGACCUCACCAGUACGGAGAAGGUCGUGUCGCCCAUUCAAGGUGAAGACAUUCUCGAGAGCUCUACACCUUUACCAAACAUCCUACUCCUUAACAACGACGGUAUUCUUUGUUCUUGGUGGUUCAUCUACUCGGAUGCCAUCCGUCAGAACAUUCCUUACCAAGGACUGGCUCCUGCCGGCUCACAACAACAAGCCGCACCACUGCAACCGCAACCACAAGCUCAGCCUCAACCUACAGCUCAGCCUGCAUUUGGACAGUCAGGGUUCGGCAGCCCGUCUGCUCUAAGUGCCAACCCAUUUGGAAAGCCCUCUGGGACGCCGGGUUUCGGUAGUCCCUCGCCUCUGGGCGGCGGUAGCCAAGGUUCUGCUUUUGGGAAGCCCUCAUUCGGAACGCCGUCGGGUAUUGGAGGAAAUCCCUUUGGCCAGCCUAGCGCCAUAGGACAAGGGACACCACAAUUCGGAAAAACUGGACUCGGCUCGACGCCUACAUUUGGCCAGCCGUCUGGAUUCGGUCAGCCGUCGUCAUUUGGCCAGCCAUCGACUCCUGGCAAAAGUCUUGGUUCUCUUGGAAUCACUGCUAGUUCUGGUGGAGGAUUUGGCUCGUUUGCUAAUGCUGGUGCUGGUGGUGGGUUUGCUAGCUUUGCUGCCGCAAAGCCGGGAGAAUCUCCUUUUGGCAAACCAGCGGCCGCAUCGCCAUUUGGCCAAACUGCGAGCCAAUCUCCUUUUGCUAGCGCAGCGGGAGCAUCUUCAUUUGGCAAGCUGGCGACGGGUGAAAGUCCGUUCGCACAGCUUUCUGGUCCGUCUGCCUUUGGACAGCCGGAUACAAAAACGGCUUUCCCCCCACCCAGCACGGACGCAGCGAAGGGCCCAAUGGGCCUGGGCACAGGCGGCUUCCAACUUGGCUCUACAUUCAAGGGCGACGGUACUGCCGUAAACGAUGCUCCCAAGCCUGAGAAGCCUUCUGGCGGUGGAAUGUUCAAUUUAGGCACAUCAUUCGACGAGAUGGUGUCAGCACCUGACAAGACUAGCCCUCCUGCCGAAUCGAUGGACGACAGGGAUGAUGUGCCGGCGGAACAACCAGAGCCUGCCAAGCCAGCUGCACUACAACCAGCGCCCUCCUUGUUCGGCCAGCCAUCUGCACCAGCGGCACCAUCCAUUUUCAAUGCCCCAAAGCCAUCCGAACCAGCACCAGCACAAACCAGCAAGUCUCCAUUCUCACUUUUCGGACCUGGUGUUACCCAAAACAAGCCUGCCAGCCCCAGCCCCUUUUCUCCCCUGUCCGAGAAGACAGCAACACCCAAGAAGGAAUCGCCAAAGGAAACUCCAGUGGGCACACCAGCAGGAGAGCCACCAUUACCUCCUGAUCCUACAAGCAGAGCAGUCUAUGGACCGGGGGAUACGUCUGCUUCAUCGAAUGUGUCCAAGGAUUCGGCGGACGAGGCACCUCUGCCGCCAGAUUUUGCCGCGAAACCCAAGCCAACUCCUAAGGAAGAAGCUCCGCUGCCACCUGAUUUCAGUGCCAAGCCCAAGGCAUCAGAAAUCAAGAAAGAGGCGGAGGAGGCACCGUUGCCUCCUGAGCCAGCCACUCCUGCUUCUGUAGCAGGCCCUGCGGAGGGUGCAGAGGAAAGUCCUAUUCCCGACGAGUCUGAUGCAGACGAGGAAGAGGAAGCGGGGUCUGAAAGAGAAGGAGACGAAGAGGACGAAGAGGAUGAAGAAGAUGAAGAGGAACAGCGAGGGGAAGAAGAAGAAGAAGGAGAAGAAGAAGGUGAUGAGGAGGGAGAGGAAUCAGAUUUCGCUGACAGUGGGGAAGACGUGACUCACGACAUCAGCCAAACCGAUUUCCAAAGCCCGAAGGCCUCGCUGGAAAGCUCCUUCGAAGAGAAGAGCCCCGCGGGUGGAUUGUUUACCAGGAUUUCGAGACCAGAUGAGCAGAAGCCACUUUCUAAAGGCCUAUUUGGAGAGAUCAACAAACAACCCUUCUUCCCGCCCAGAUCUCAAGCCAAGAUUGGAUCCCCACGGUCACCCAGCCCGAUGCGCGCCGGCGCCCAUAAAGGACCAUCUAAACUUGAUAGCUAUAAGCCUUCUGGUCCUCCUAAGGGCCCUGGAGAUGCUCUUGCUUCUCGGAAGGCAGCGCUUAAAGAGUCUAACCAACGAAGACCUAAUGCUGCUGAGCUCGCUGCCCGAGAAGAGCAGGCCCGCUUGCAGGCCGAGGCGCAGCGCCAGGAAGAAGAAGCGCAGGCUCUCUCUGAUGACGAUGAAGAUGAACGACUUCGUGCAGACCUUGCUCAGCCCUUGGAGCCAGUGCCUACCCUUGACCCCUUCUUGCCCCACCACGACUACUCCGGCGAGACGGCCAAGCCUGGUAUUCCCGGACAGAUUGAGAGACUGUACCGUGAUAUCAACUCCAUGGUGGAUACUUUAGGAAUCAACGCUCGCUCGCUGGCUUCGUUCUUGUUGUAUCAGAAGGAGCCGCAGGAUGAUUCGAACUGGAUCGAGACGCUCAAGGGCGACAACCCCGCCGCUGUCCUGGAUGAGAAGCUCCCUCUCUCUCAGAUCGAGGAACUUGAUAACGCGGUCGUAAUGUUGGCCGGGUCCCUUCAACAGCAACGGGUGCAGGGUGUAGAGAAGAAACUGGACAGCUGCAGAGAACUCCUAGGAAAAGACAUCGUGGCUUUGCGGAGACAGUGUGCAAGCAUCCGAAAGACUCUCGAUGCACACGUCGACACCGCAGCCAUCCUCUCUGCACCUCUCUCCGCCGAACAAGCCAAUCUCCAACAAGAUCUACGAACAGCGUCCACCGACCUCCAGGCCAGGUUAGCCGACCUGGAAGGAGGAGUAUCCCUCCUACGCGCUAAAAUCGCCGACGCCCCUCGCGCUGACGGCGCCUCCCCCGCGAAACGCCCAACUGUUGAGGCCGUCACCUCCACCAUCGCCACGAUGAUGAACAUGGCCGAGAGCAAGAGCGGUGAUAUCGACGUCCUCGAAGUUCAGCUCAAGAAACUGGGAAUCGACACUACUGCAGCUUCCGCCAGCCGCAGCCGCGAGGGAUCACCAUUCACGACACCCAGGAAGGGCAUGCGGAAUUUCCCCACUACACCGGGUUCUCGGGGAUCUCUGGACGGAAGUUUCAGCGCUUAUCAUACGCCUGACUCUGCGUCGCGGGGCGUUAACUUCCGCUCCAGCAUCAACGGAUCUGCACGAGUCAGCAGGCUUCGUAAUGUUGAGGGUGUUGACGCAGGUGCUGGGGAUCUGGUUGGUAAGCAAGAGAGUGAGCGGUGGAAAGCCAAGAAUACUCGCAGACAACAUCUCGUGAGGAAUUUGAAGAAGGCCAUUGGCGAGAAGAAGGAGAAAGUGAGAGGCGUGGAGGACAUGUAG